GAGGAGCUUUGGACUCUGUCUCCAAGAUCUCUCUCUUCAACAAUUCUCUUCCUCAACUUAAGCCAUCCAAGACGGGAUAAAACUUUAACCACUCUUCAGCUUCAGGGCAUCCAUCACACCAGUGGCUCCACAGAAGCCAGCAUUUCUUGGGGAUGAGCGUGGAAAUGGGUUUCAGCAAAAAAACAACCCUGUGAGGCAACACGAGCUCUUGGCAAAAUUCGAACGGUGGUUUCACUUCAGGUGGAAGGUGCCGGUGUCUUUUGCAAUCCCAGGGUAGAGCUGAUUCCAAGCGGUGAUUCGAGGAACCAGCAGCCAAGUGCCAGAAAAGCCCUUCUUAGGAAACCGGGGCCUCAAGGAUUCCCCAACAGCUGAUUUCUUCCACAAAUUGCCCGACUGAUGAGCUAAUUGCCUUCUUCCAAGUCCGGUCACUGGAAUUACGUUGGUUGGAUGGCAGAGUUCUGGGCCUGGCUUCCAUAACCCAGCGUUUGAUCUCGGCACAACGGCUAUCGACCUGGAAUUGGUACUGAUGAGUCGUUGACACAGACUCGCUCUGGCCAAUUGUUUCCCAGCUCUCAUCCAUCUCAGAAAACACCAAAGCUCCCAGGCUUGGCAUCAUGAGUUUCCCAGAGCUUUUGAACCAGGUGGGAGGCAUGGGACGUUUCCAAGUGCUCUACGUCAUCUUCUUGAAUGUCCCGGUGUUGAUGCUGGCUUGUCACGCUGUACUGCAGAACUUCACUGGGGGGUCUACUGACCAUCACUGCCAAAUUCACAGCAAUACCAGCAACGUUUCUCUUGUUAACAUGGCCCAAAACCUCAGCAGCCAGGACCUGUUGAGGAUUUCCAUCCCCGUGGAUGAGAACCAGAGACUGGAGAAGUGUCGCCGCUUUGUUACCCCACAGUGGUGGCUCUUACAACCCAACGCCAGCAUGUCCAACACAACCGUGGUAGAAACAGAGCCCUGCAUUGAUGGGUGGGUCUACGACAAGAGUGUUUUCCCCAGCACCAUCAUCAUGGAGUGGGACCUCGUAUGUGACUUCUGGAAGCUAAAGCAGAUGGCUCAGUCAAUCUACAUGGCAGGGGUCCUUGUCGGAGGCAUUGUUUUUGGGGGACUCUCGGACAGGUUUGGCCGCCGGUCGCUGCUGAUUUGGUGUUACCUGCAGAUGGCCUCCAUGGGCGCCGCGUCCGCCUUCUCCCCCAGCUUCUCCGCCUACUGCGUCUUCCGUUUUCUGACCGGCAUGGCCUUCUCGGGCAUCGUGUUGAACUGUGUGUCGCUGUGCCUGGAAUGGACACCCACCCACAUGCGAGCCAUUGUGGGCACCUUGAACGGUUACUGCUACACCCUCGGGCAGUUCUUCCUUGCUGGCAUGGCUUAUGCCCUGCCAGAUUGGCGCUGGCUUCAACUCACGGUGUCCUUGCCCUAUUUUAUCUUCUUCCUCUACUCCUGGUGGUUCACGGAGUCUGCCCGCUGGCUGGUCAUAACUGGCAAGCCCAACCGGGCCGUGAAGGAGCUCAAACGAGUGGCCAGGAUAAACGGCAAGAAGGAAGAAGGAGAUAAACUGAACGUAGAGAUCUUGAAAUCCAAUAUGCAGAAAGAAAUGUCCUCCGUAAAAAACACCCACACCAUCGCUGACUUGGCGCGGACACCUGUGGUUCGCCGGAUCUCUCUCUGUCUCUGCUUUGUGUGGUUCUCCACCAGCUUUGCCUACUACGGCCUGGCCAUGGAUCUCCAGAACUUCAACGUUGACAUCUAUGUGAUCCAGCUCAUCUUCGGAGCUGUGGACAUCCCAGCCAAGCUUGUUUCUGUCCUCACCAUCACUUUUAUUGGGCGCCGGUUCACCCAGGCUGCUGCCCUCAUCCUCGCCGGGCUCUCCAUCCUGGCCAACAUCUUCGUGCCACAAGAUCUCCAGACUCUACGCACCAUCAUGGCCGUCUUUGGCAAGGGCUGUCUUGCCGCCUCCUUCAACUGUGUCUAUAUCUUCACAGGAGAAUUGUACCCCACAGUGAUCAGGCAGACGGGGAUGGGCCUUAGUAACACCAUGGCACGUAUCGGGAGCAUCACAGCACCCAUGGUGAAGAUGCUGAGCGAGUACUUCCCCUCCUUGCCUCUCAUCAUCUAUGGAGCAGCCCCCAUCAUCUCUGGCAUCGCUGCCACUUUCCUGCCGGAGACCCGCAACGUGCCGCUGCCCGAGACGGUCGAGGAAGUGGAAACCAGGGCAAAGCAACUGAGAGAGGAAGAACAGCAGAUGAAAACCCUCCUGGCCCCUGCCAAGCCAGACCCAGCCUCAGAAGCUGGCGAGAAGCAGCUGUAGCCACCAUAGGGUAAAGGAUUUUCCACGAAGUGCCAAGUGACUUAGGAUCCUACGUGCUAUUUUAAUACGCCACAGACAAAAAACCCAGGACCCGCCAAUGGAAGAUUUGCCCUGGGCUCACCGUGAACACAGGAAGUUCUCUGCAGACACGACCGUGCCACCUCUGAGCCAUCCCCCAUCAUACAGUGUCUUGGUUGGCUGACUUUAAGAGUAGGGAUAAAACCCAGGCAUCCUGGCUCCCAGCGCCUCAAUGCUCAAACCACAAGAUCCCAAGUUCCUCCCAGAGCCAGGGGUUGAACCCCGACGUCCUGGCUCCCUGGCCAUAUUGCUAUAGGCACCAAACAUCCUUCUUCAGCCAGAGCUGAGGCUAGACCCCAGGAGGCCUGGCUCCCAGCCCCUCUGCUCUAACUCACUGGCCACCACUCUUCUCUGAUAGCUGGAGGGAGAACCCAGGAGUCCAGGCCCAGACCAUACUGCCCCACUUACUAAACCCCAGGCCCCAGUCUGAACUGGGGAUAAAAUCCAGGGCUCCUGGCUCCCAGCCCACCACUGCUCUAGCCACUCCACUCCACACCUCUACAGAACCGCAGACCUAUCGCCCUGCAUCCCUGGUUCGCAACACCAGACCCCAUUCCCCUCCCAGCUUGGGGAAUGGCACCCAGGUGUCCUGGCUCCAGGCUCCCCAUUGCUCCAACCCACCAGCCCCCAAUUCCCCUCCCAGAGCUGGAGAUAGAGCCCAGGUGUCCUGCUUUAACCCACUGGACCCUGCUUCCUCCCGAAGUGGGGAGAAAACCUAGGCAUCCCAAGUCCCGGUCUCCAGUGCUCCAACCCACCAGCCCCAACCCCUUUCCAGAGCUGGGGAGAGAACCCAGGCAUCCGGGCUGCCAGAUCUGCUCCCCUAAAUCCAGUCCAAUGCCAAAUGACUUCCACAGAUGGGUUACCUCUUGGCCCUUUAUCUACACUCAAUGUUAAGUCCUAGAACCAUGGAAGAGACAGGUUAGAAGGGCUCUGGGGAGGUCACCUCUAGUCGAACCCCUGCUGAGGCAGGAUCAGCCCUUUCUGAACCACUUUAAAUCCAUCGUAAGGGAAGACAGUGGAUCUUUCCUCUUUCCAGAGAGAGUUAAUGGGCUGAGAAGAUGCUUUGUGUGUAGGGGGGGACAAAUAAUUCCUAAGCCCUACCUGGCUUUGGCACCUGGUAGUUGGGUAACAGCAUCUAUUUAUUGUACAAAGGAAAUGCUCCAGUGAAUAAAGCUGUUUAUAUGGCC
This is a messenger RNA of Alligator mississippiensis (American alligator), 3574 nucleotides long. RefSeq names its product solute carrier family 22 member 6-A. Lineage: Eukaryota; Metazoa; Chordata; Crocodylia; Alligatoridae. The record is from RefSeq and is a predicted model, not a curated record. The transcript has 10 exons. Gene Ontology annotation, biological process: transmembrane transport. The coding region runs from base 615 to 2309 and encodes 564 amino acids. Gene Ontology annotation, molecular function: transmembrane transporter activity. Gene Ontology annotation, cellular component: membrane.